UUUUUUCCUGUCAAGGAGCAGCAGCAGCAGCACAGACGUGGACAGACCCGUCACAUGACUGCGGGGAUAUGGAGAUGUAUUUCCUAAUAGUCUGAGUUGGAUUAAAGUCAAAUCACAUCAGGUCACCAGAUUAUCGGCGCUGCUUCGCGGUAAGAGAAGUUUGAGGUCAGAGUCCGCAGCUCCGGCGGCACUUUAACAGCUACGUAGCUAACAUGAGCUAACAGCUAGCAUCCAGCUGCAAGCUAAUGGGCGGGGUUUCAUCUGUUUCAGCCUCGCAGUCUGAGCUGUUUGUCUUGUCAUGACAGCCAUGGAGAGAUUAGAGGCUACAUCAGAGCUGCAGUCACGGCUGUCAUCCUUGUCCUUCUCGUCUUUUCCCGGAAUAACAUCCAAACAGUCCGACAACAGACCGCUGGACAGGCUCCAGAAUACAAAUCUGUCAGUGGGCUUCACUCAAUCCACAAACCAGGCUGAUAUGGAUGAAACCAAGGAGGAUUCAGGACAGCACUGUGAGGGUGAUGAAGAGGCCCCUGCUGAGCUGGCCCUGGGGGAAGGAGGCGAGGAGAACAACAGCAGUGGGAGCUGUCAGCUCUCUGCUGAGAUGAAAGCCCAGAUGCCACCCCUGAAUCCUCCAGCAACUUGGACAUCUGCUGCCCUGAAAGAGCUCAAGGCGAAGCUCCGAACUGAGAAGGACAGCAUGGUGACGGUGUACCGAGGCGACAUCAUGACGGUUCAUGUGCCCACUGUGCCCGAGGCCAAGAAAGUGUGCUGGGAGUUUGCUACAGAUGGUUAUGACAUUGGCUUCGGCAUAUAUUUUGACUGGACUCCGGUGACGAGUCGGUCGAUCACGGUGCACAUCAGCGAGUCAAGUGAUGACGAAGAUGAAGAAGAGGAGCUGGAAGGGCCCGUCAGCAACGGUGAUGUAGAGAAGGGCUCCAAAAGUCACGCCAACUCCAACCUGGCUGAAAUCUUACCUGUAUACCGUCAGGACAGCCAUUUGUCUGUCCACGGGGGGAGCCACGACUUUCCAGGUGAAGGCACGUACCUCCUAAAGUUCGACAACUCCUACUCUCUUUGGCGAAAUAAAACACUUUACUACAGGGUUUAUUACAGUGCCUGAGAUGCCAAUUUAUUGCUUAUGAAUGUAUAAUUUACAGAAGAAUAUUACUCAUAAGAACAAUGAACUAUUUUUGAUUCCACACUUGGGGGGAAAAAAUUGAAAUUAUAAUAUAGAAGGUUAAAUAUACGCAAAUCUAUUUUUUAUCACUAUCAGCUUGUGUUGUCACAUGUUGAACUCGUGUGUUUAGUUUUGCAUCGUGUGCUUCAGUGUCUUGAUGAUAUGUAUUUAAAAAAGCCUUGCAUAUGUGCCAUAUUCCCAUGUAUGCACUGUGCUGUUUGGUCAAGUGCCCGUCAUAAAGCAUAUAUUGUCUCCUCCUGUAACAUUUCUAUGGUAGCAGUGAUCAGGGAACACCUGCACAGAAUACAUUUUGCCAAGACAGGUGCUUAAUCAGCAGUGCUCUAAAGAAAUGAAAUUUGAUUUGUUGUGUGUGUGUGUGCACCUUUUUAUGACCACGAUCGUUCUGUUGCGUUUGUCGUCGUUCGCUGUAUUUAUCAUCCGACUUUGUGGCGUAACUUAUUGUUUUUUUGUUUUUUUUUUUUGUUUUUUUUUUUAUCUGUGUUGAAUCUAAUCAUGUGAUAUCGCAGAAUACAAUAUAAAUUCCAAGUACUGACGUCUGCUGUCAUAGUGGCGUGUUGGUAAAAGUUGAAUGUACUAAAAGCGAGUGGUCACGGUAAUCCAGAGUGCUUUUUAUGACACAAAUAAAAGCCAUCCCUUAUCACAUAAAGCUCUUAUUAUGUAAUAUAGAUUCAAUAUUUACAUUUGCCUUGCCCCCCUUUAAUUAGCUGUUUUGCAUAAAGGCACCAGUAUAUUUCAUCUACAUGUAUUUUGUGCAGAGGUCUGUGUAAGUAAAAAUCACUGUUUGUUUUUGGGUAUCGUCAGUGCGUCGGACAUACUUUGUAUUUGAGCGUACUUUGUUCCAUCCUCUCUGUAAAACCAAUGCUUCUACCGUAUUCACUUGUGCGCAUGUUCCCAAAGAAGUCACAGAUAUGCCUGCUAACAUAUACUAUGUAAAGCAACUGAUUCAAAGUUUCCCAGCUGUUUGCUGUACUGUACCUUCACUGUAAGUUAUGCUGAUGGCAUUUGUUCCUGAGAUUUAUAUUACGCAAUAAAAUGAAGAUUGUCUAA
Messenger RNA from Amphiprion ocellaris (clown anemonefish), 2242 nucleotides. RefSeq names its product transmembrane p24 trafficking protein 8 (gene tmed8). The transcript is spliced from 6 exons. Bases 299 to 1117 code for a protein of 272 amino acids. Lineage: Eukaryota; Metazoa; Chordata; Actinopteri; Pomacentridae. Gene Ontology annotation, cellular component: Golgi membrane. The record is from RefSeq and is a predicted model, not a curated record.